AUGGAGAACUGUAACAACGGACCGGCGGCCGCCGACGAUUUCAAGGUGGUGGUGCCGGGGCAUCCGCUGAUCAGCCACUGGGUCUCAGUGCUCCGCGAUCACUCCACCCCUUCCCAUGCCUUCAGGAGUGCAAUGGGGGAGUUAGGGAGAUUGCUAAUCUAUGAGGCAACUCGGGAUUGGUUGCCGACAGUAACACGGGAGAUCCAGACACCUGUGGGCACUGCGGUUGUUGAAUCUGUCAGUGAGAUGGAGCCAAUCAUGAUUGUACCUAUUCUUAGAGCAGGGCUUGCUCUUGCAGAUCUUGCAACAUCAAUUUUGCCAUCAACUAGAACUUUCCAUUUAGGUAUGUCCAGGGAUGAGACAACGCUGCUGCCCUCUGUUUACUUAAAUAAGCUACCUGAUAGAUUCCCAAAAGGAUGUAAUAUACUCCUUGUGGAUCCUAUGCUAGCAACUGGUGGAACAAUCACUGCAGCAGUUGAUCUGGUUAAGGAGCGUGGAGCUAAAAUCAGUCAGAUAAGAAUCAUAUCAGCUGUUGCUGCUCCUCCUGCCAUCAAGAAACUCAAUCAAAGAUUCCCAGGGAUUUGUGUGUAUACAGGAACUAUGGAUCAAAUUGUGAAUGAGAAAGGUUUCAUAGUCCCAGGCCUUGGGGAUGCUGGAGACCGCAGCUAUGGAACAUGA
Messenger RNA from Miscanthus lutarioriparius, 678 nucleotides. NCBI's taxonomy places the organism in Eukaryota, Viridiplantae, Streptophyta, Magnoliopsida, Poales, Poaceae. The record is from the annotation of a GenBank genome assembly.